Perognathus longimembris pacificus (Pacific pocket mouse) is the source of this 2831-nucleotide messenger RNA. RefSeq names its product SET nuclear proto-oncogene (gene Set). Gene Ontology annotation, molecular function: histone binding; chromatin binding. Lineage: Eukaryota; Metazoa; Chordata; Mammalia; Rodentia; Heteromyidae. The record is from RefSeq and is a predicted model, not a curated record. Gene Ontology annotation, cellular component: nucleus; chromatin. Gene Ontology annotation, biological process: nucleosome assembly.
GCCGCCGCCGCCCGCCCGCCCGCCGCAGCUGCCGCCGCCGCCUCCCCUCCGCACGCAGCAGCCCCGGGCCGGGGCACGGCGCGCCGCCCCCGCCGCUCCCUCGGCGCCAGGCCGCGCGGGCAGAUCGACCCAGCGAGAGCGAGGGGGAGGGCGGCCCGCGAGCGGCGAUCGAGCGGGCGAUCGAGCGCCGGGAGGAGGCGGCCGGACCGAGCGGGCGCCCGCGCGUGUGGCGUGAGGGGCAGCCGCCCGCCCGCCCGCCCCUUCGCCUUCCCUGCGCCCCCUCCCCGCGCCCCCCCCGACCGCGGAGCGGCACCAUGUCGGCGCCGGCGGCCAAAGUCAGUAAAAAGGAGCUCAACUCCAACCACGACGGGGCCGACGAGACCUCAGAAAAAGAACAGCAAGAAGCAAUUGAACAUAUCGAUGAAGUACAAAAUGAAAUAGACAGACUUAGACAAGCCAGUGAGGAGAUUUUGAAAGUAGAACAGAAAUAUAAUAAACUCCGCCAACCGUUUUUUCAGAAGAGGUCAGAAUUGAUCGCCAAAAUCCCAAAUUUUUGGGUAACAACAUUUGUCAACCAUCCACAAGUGUCUGCACUGCUGGGGGAGGAAGACGAAGAGGCGCUGCAUUACCUGACCAGAGUUGAAGUGACAGAAUUUGAAGAUAUAAAAUCAGGUUACAGAAUAGAUUUUUAUUUUGAUGAAAAUCCUUACUUUGAAAAUAAAGUUCUCUCCAAAGAAUUUCAUCUGAAUGAGAGCGGGGAUCCAUCUUCAAAGUCCACUGAAAUCAAAUGGAAAUCUGGAAAGGAUUUGACAAAGCGCUCCAGUCAAACGCAGAAUAAAGCCAGCAGGAAGCGGCAGCAUGAAGAGCCUGAGAGCUUCUUCACUUGGUUCGCUGACCACUCAGACGCCGGUGCAGACGAGCUGGGAGAGGUCAUCAAAGACGACAUCUGGCCAAACCCCUUGCAGUACUACCUGGUGCCUGACAUGGAUGAUGAGGAAGGAGAAGGGGAAGAGGAUGAUGAUGAUGAUGAAGAGGAGGAAGGAUUGGAAGAUAUUGAUGAAGAAGGGGAUGAGGAUGAAGGGGAAGAAGACGAAGAUGAUGACGAAGGGGAAGAGGGAGAGGAGGAUGAAGGAGAAGAUGACUAAUAGAAAACACUGAUGGAUUCCAACUUUCUUUUUUUUUUUUUUUUUUUUUUAAUUUUCUCCAGUCCCUGGGAGCAAGUUUGCAGUCUUCUCCCCCUCUGUGCUCAGUCACCCCAUUCUUGAGGUCUCUUUUUCUCAACACCAUGGUUCUCAACUUAUUCGGGGAGGGGGGUGGAUACCUUGCUCAGAACACAACAGGAAAAGAAUCUCCACACACCUGUUCUAAUUCAUUUUUACCCCUGUCUCAACAAGAACUGUACGGAAUCAACGCCGCCGCCACCUGCUCUGUGGGAAACAAGAAGCCUCCGGUUCCUUGGCUCUGCUGAGGCCCAGGCCCUGUGUAGUAGUGCAUAGAUUCUAGCUUUUCUCCUCCUUUCUCUGUAUAUUGGGCUCAGAGAUUACACUGUGUCUAUGUGAAUACAGACAGUUAGCAUUACCAACAUGUAUCUGUCUACUUUCUCUUGUUUAAAAAAAAAGAAAAAAAACUUAAAAAAAAGGGGUUAUAGAAGGUCAGCAAAGGGUGGGUUUGAGAUGUUUGGGUGGGUUAAGUGGGCAUUUUGACAACAUGGCUUCUCCUUUGGCAUGUGUAAUUGUGAUGUUUAACCGACAUCCUUGCAGUUUAAGAUGACACUUUUAAAAUAAAAUUCUCUCCUAAUGAUGACUUGAGCCCUGCCACUACGGGAGAAUCAGCAGACCCUGUAGGAUCUUAUUCGGAAUUGACAUUCUCUAUUGUAAUUUUGUUCAUUUAUUUUAAAAUUUCUUUUGUUUUCACUGGAAAGGAAAGAUAAUGCUCAGUUUUAAAACGUUAAAAGUGUACAAGUUGCUUUGUUACAAUAAAACUAAAUGUGUACACAAAGGGUUUGAUGCUUUUCUCUCAGAAUGGACAUACUUGAUCUGACCUUCCGAGUUUGACUUGUGUAAUAACGCCCCUGUCAAACUGUGCCCCUAACCUCGUAUUUUUUGAUACGCACUUUGCAGGAUGACCUCAGGGCUAUGUGGAUAGGGUAUAAAGGGAUUUGAAUCAAUGUCUUAAUGUCUCCGCAACUGGGAAACCGUGCUAUCAUUAAUUCUAUGUCGUUUGGGAUACUAGAACCUCAAAUUUGAGUUCUGAGUUCUACCCUUGAUUUUUAUCUCACUGGUAUUUUUUUUUAACUUGGCUUUUUUGUGCGUCAAUGGGAUUCCACCCACCAUCACACAGACUUGUUGCUCUAAGGCCACGUUGCACAUGGCACCCUGCCUUGGCUGGUGUGUCUUGGUUGGCACAAUUCAGUGCAGCGGAGAAGCUGGAGAGAGAAGUCGGUGGGUGGUUGGGAGGGCGUCCUUGUCCCUCGAGACCCCGUGUCUAGCCCAAGGCUCUGCCUGUGAGUGGACUGGGUGGAGGGAGGGCUCUGCCCACUGUGUCACAUGGAGAAGCUGCCAAAUGCAUACGCUUUUUAAUGCUGUAAAAUAUAGCUGAAAUGAUUAAAUGCCACUUUUUCAGAGAUGAAUUCAUGGACAGCCUGGUCAGAUUGGAAGCUGUGUGAUGUAUAAGACUUUCUUAAUGGAACUAUUCCAUCAAUAGGCAAAAGUGUAACCAAAACCUGUCUAGAUGGAUUAGUGUGUGAUUUCGACACAGGUCUCUGUUGAGUAAAUACAUCACUGUAUACCGGUCAGGAAUCUUGCUCCAAUAAAGGAACAUAAAGAUUUUUU